ACUGUGAGCAUCAUUAUAUUUAGACACAACAGCCGGGUGACGUUUACCUAUAGAGUUUGUAGGUAUAAAUACAUAUUUUAACUUUUCGUUGAUGAAUGUGUUUAAUGGCUUUGGUUCUAUCUGACACAACAAAGUUUCUGAGAGAAUAUCGACGUCGUGGCAGCUCUCAAAAUAAAACCUGGAAGGGAAACCACACUAGCAAAACAGGAAAAACCUGCUUGGACCUGCUCUCCGGGCAAAGAAGUGAAAUUAUUUGUGGGCUGAUGUGGUUGUGAAUUCAGCAACAUGGAUCAGUGUGAGGACACGGAUGAGGGUGCCCCUCCCUCUGAAACCCCUCUGUGUGGGGAAGUGGACAGCCAGGACUACAUUCAGAGGAUGCAGCAGCAAGAUGAAUCUGAACAUGAACACGAACCAAAGACUCUGUCCUUCAGAAGCAACAAGUCAAAGAACUUUUAUAUCAACUUCAAAUCAGGAAAUCAGUCUUUCUCAGACAGUGUGGAUCAGAAAACUGAAUCUGAAGCUGAACACAGAUGUGAACCAGACGCUGUGUCCUUCAGGAGCAACAAGUCAAAGAACUUUUACAUCAACUUGAACUCUGAAAAUCGUUCUCCACCAGAGAGUUUGGACCAGCAGAGUUCUGAUGCCCCCAGUGGUCAGUCUGCCCAUUACAAUGAGACACAGCUGGACUCCAUAUUUAUGCAAGUGGAGGACAGUAUUUUUACCUUUGUAAAGCAAGAGCUGAAGAAGAUCAGAACGGUUCUGAGCUCAGGUUGCUCAGAAUGCUUUGAAGAUCGAAGGGAGGAUGAGGUCAUGCAGAACCAUGAUGAUGAAGAACAGCGGAAAAGCAGAGAGGCAUUAUUUAACAUCACUCUGCACUUUAUGAGGAAGAUGAAGCACGGGGAGCUGGCUGACAACCUGCAGAGAAAACUUUCUGGCACAAUCAUUCAAGGCAAACUUAAAUCUUCUCUGAAGAAGAAGUUCCAGUGUGUGUUUGAAGGGAUCGCUAAAGCAGGAAACCCAGUGCUUCUGAACCAGAUCUACACAGAGCUCUACAUCACAGAGGGAGGAGGUGGAGAGAUCAAUGAAGAACAUGAGGUCAGACAGAUUGAAACAGCAUCCAGGAAAUCACAGAAAUCAGAAAAAACAAUCAAACGUCAAGAUAUCUUUAAAAGCCCGCCUGGAAGAGAUGCACCAGUCAGAAUGGUGAUGACAAAGGGAGUGGCUGGCAUUGGGAAAACAGUUUUAACACAGAAGUUCACUCUGGACUGGGCUGAAGACAAAACCAACCAGAACAUCCAGUUCAUGUUUCCGUUCACUUUCAGAGAGCUGAAUGUGCUGAAGGACAAAAAGUUCAGCUUGGUGGAACUUGUUCAUCACUUCUUUACCGAAACCAAAGAAAUUUCCUGCUUUGAACAAUUCCAGGUUGUCUUCAUCUUUGAUGGUCUGGAUGAGUGCCGACUUCCUCUGGACUUUAAGAACCAGGAGAUCCUGACAGAUAUUACAGAGUCCACCUCAGUGGAUGUUCUGCUGACAAACCUCAUCAGGGGGAAACUACUUCCCUCUGCUUGCAUCUGGAUAACUACCAGACCUGCAGCAGCCAAUCAGAUCCCUCCUGAGUGUGUUGGCAUGGUAACAGAGGUCAGAGGGUUCACUGACCCACAGAAGGAGGAGUACUUUAGGAGGAGGUUCAGAGAUGAGGAGCAGGCCAGCAGGAUUGUCUCCCACAUUAAGACAUCAAGGAGCCUCCACAUCAUGUGCCACAUCCCAGUGUUCUGCUGGAUCACUGCUACGGUUCUGGAGAACAUGUUGGAGAACAGAGAGGGAGGAGAGAUGCCCAGAACCCUGACUGAGAUGUACAUCCACUUUUUGGUGGUUCAGACAAAGGUCAAGAAAGUCAAGUUUGAUGGAGGAGCUGAGACUGAUCCCCACUGGAAUCCAGAAAACAAGAAAAUAAUAAAGUCUCUGGGAAAACUGGCUUUUGAUCAGCUGCAGAAAGGAAACCUGAUCUUCUAUGAUUCAGACCUGAUAGAGUGUGGCAUCGAUAUCAGAGCAGCAGCAGUGACUUCAGGACUGUUCACACAGAUAUUUAAAGAGGAGAGAGGGCUGUACCAGGACAGGGUUUUUUGCUUUGUCCAUCUGAGUGUUCAAGAGUUUCUGGCUGCUCUUCAUGUUCAUCUGACCUACGUCAACUCUGGUGUCAACCUGAUUGAUGAAAAUCACAGUUCCUUGUUUUGGUUUAAAUUAUUUAACAAACUGCAUCUAGAAUAUCUUCACCAGAGUGCAAUUGACAAGGCCUUACAGAGUCCAAAUGGACAUCUAGACUUGUUCCUCCGCUUUCUCCAGGGUCUGUCCCUGCAGACCAAUCAGAGUCUUUUAAAAGGCCUCCUGAAACAGACAGGAAGUAGAUCACUAACCAGCCAUGAAACAGCUGAUUAUAUCAGAAAUAAGAUCAAAGAGAAUCCGUCUACAGAGAAAAGCAUCAAUCUCUUCCACUGUCUGAAUGAACUAAAUGAUCAUUCUCUGGUGGAGGACAUCCAAAAGUCUCUGAGUUCAGGGAGUCUUUCCACGGAUAAACUGUCUCCUGCUCAGUGGUCAGCUCUGGUCUUCAUCUUACUGUCAUCAGGAGAGCUGAAGGAGUUUGACCUAAAGAAAUACUCUGCUUCUGAGGAGGUUCUUCUGAGGAUGCUGCCGGUAGUCAAUGCUUCUCAUAAAGCUUUGUUGAGUGGCUGUAAUCUGUCAGUGGGAUGCUGUGAAGCUUUAUCCAAACUUCUCAGCUCCCAGUCUUCAAGUCUCAGAGAGUUGGACUUAAGUAACAACGACCUAAAGGAUUCAGGAGUGAAGCUUUUAUCUAUUGGACUGAAGCAUCCAGGCUGCAAACUCACCGGUCUUUACCUGUCAGGCUGUUUGAUCACAGAAGACGGCUGUUCCUCUCUGGCUUCAGCCCUGAGCUCCAACAACUCCCGUCUCAAAACGUUGGAUCUGAGGUACAAUAAUCCAGGAGACUCAGGUGUAAACCAGCUGUCAGCUGGACUGACAGAUCCACAAUGGCACCUCGAUACUCUCAGGCUGGAACCUGCUGGAGUCCAGUGGAUGACACCAGGUCUGAGGAAAUAUUCUUGUCAACUCACGAUCGAUCCAGAAACUGUAAACCAAGAACUUCAACUCUCUGACAACAACAAGGAGGUGACACACGUGAAGGAGGAGGAAGCAUUCCCUGAUCAUCCAGAAAGAUUUGAAGGUCGCUGGCCUCAGCUGCUGUGUACAGAUGCUCUGAGCGGCCGCUGUUACUGGGAGGUUAAGUGGAGUGGGAUUGUUUAUAUAUCAGUGAGUUACAGACGAACUGAAAGGGAAGAAAACAAUGAAAAGUCUGUAUUUGGCUGGAAUGAUCAGUCAUGGAGUCUGGAAUGCUCUAACCGUGAUGGCUACGCUGUCUGGCACGAUGACAGAAAGACAUCCAUCACAUCCUCGUCCCCCAACUCUUUACUGUCCUUCAUGAGUUCCUCCUUCUCUGUCGCUAGGAAAGUAGCAGUGUAUGUAGACUGUGAUGCUGGCAUCCUGUCCUUCUACAAAGUGUUAUCUGGAAAACCGAUCCACCUCUACACCUUCAACACCACAUUCAAGGAACCCCUUUAUCCUGGAUUUACCGUCUGGCCUGGUUCCUCGGCGUGUCUUCUUUGAGAGCAAAGAAUUUCCUCCUCUCAGACAAACAGAUUGUUCAGUGUGUAAAUAUUUAUUAUUUAGUUAUUAUUGUUCUGUUCAUGUCAAAUGAAGUUGUUUUGCUGCACUUCUAAUAAACUGUGUGAGACUAGAAAUGCACCACAGGCAAAAAUGAAGAAAGGGCAGGACCAAGAUUGUGACCUGGGACACCCCUACAUUGUGAAGUGUAGGGGUGUCCCACACAC
Fundulus heteroclitus (mummichog) is the source of this 3902-nucleotide messenger RNA. RefSeq names its product NLR family CARD domain-containing protein 3. Gene Ontology annotation, molecular function: protein binding. NCBI's taxonomy places the organism in Eukaryota, Metazoa, Chordata, Actinopteri, Cyprinodontiformes, Fundulidae. The transcript is spliced from 11 exons. The coding region runs from base 286 to 3678 and encodes 1130 amino acids. The record is from RefSeq and is a predicted model, not a curated record.